Molecule: messenger RNA, 1935 nt
Organism: Trypanosoma grayi
Lineage: Eukaryota; Euglenozoa; Kinetoplastea; Trypanosomatida; Trypanosomatidae
Product: phospholipase c-like protein
Exons: 1
Coding region: 1-1935 (644 amino acids)
Biological process (GO): phosphatidylinositol-mediated signaling; lipid metabolic process
Molecular function (GO): calcium ion binding; phosphatidylinositol-4,5-bisphosphate phospholipase C activity
Source: RefSeq, a predicted model, not a curated record
AUGGCGAAGAAUGUUCUGCGACUUCCCACCUACUCGGAAGAAGUGCCGGGCGCAGAUGCCAUGGUAAAAGCGCUGCGCGCCGGAAUGCCUAUAGACCGCUUAGAUUCGAGAUUCCAUGUGCACAGCCGCACCCUCAGUAUUGUGGGAAACAACGGAGGGCUGCAGUACUCUCCAUCAAAAAAGCGGGGCAAGCAGGUGAUUUUGUUUACUGACCUUCUCGAAAUCUCUAGGGAGGAGCCCUACGCGCAGACAUACCAGAAGGCGCGACUACUGCCGACAGAAAAAACAAUUGUUAACGUACGCAGCAGCAACGGUAAGCAUUGGCGGCUUGUCUUUCACACCACUGAAGAGUGCAAUGCGUGGUUUAACGCCAUCGGUUUUAUUCUGCAGAGUCGACUACCUACUACCCAAACGACCGGUGUUGACUCACGUAUUCGGUCCAUGUGGGACCGCGCGGAUGGCAACCUCGACGGAAAACUUUCGCUGAAGGAGGUGAAGCAACUACUCACACGACUCAGUUUUGGUUCUGUGGGAGAUAAAAAAUUACGACAUGUGUUUGAGCAAUGCGACACGUCUGGUGAUGGCAGCUUGGACCUGGAGGAGUUUCGGCGUCUCUACAUGCUUCUCAUUGAUAGACCGGAGCUCCGCAGCAUCUUUGAGGCCCACGCGAUUCACAAUUCAGAUGAGGGCAUGACCUUGAGUGAGUUUGAGGCAUUUUUAAAGAAGCAAGGCGAUCCACCGGGGUUUGGGCGUGAGCAGUUCAAGAGGUUCGGAAUAGCCCUGGAUAAGUAUCUUUCAUUUACUCUUUUUGUAGUAUUUCUCCUCGACUUUGUGCGAAACUCCGCGAUACACCCCUGCGCUACGACGGUGGUGGACGACAUGAACCACCCGCUGUGUCACUACUUCAUCAACAGCUCACACAAUACAUAUCUAACAGGGAACCAGUUGGGAUCAUCCAGCUCUGUGGCGAUGUACAGGGAGGCAUUGAUGGCUGGAUGCCGCUGCGUGGAGGUGGACUGCUGGGACGGCCCCAACAACGACCCAAUCGUAUACCACGGCUACACCUAUACAUCGAAAAUACGUUUUGAGGAUGUGAUUGAGUCCAUCAACGAGCACGCUUUUGUGGUUUCAGAGUACCCUGUUAUUCUUUCGCUUGAGGUUCACACAUCCCCAGAGCAAAGCAGGGUAAUGGCGGAAAUAUUACAACGGGUCAUGGGGGAAAAGCUGCUGAUGGCAGAGGACAUUGGGAAUGUGGUGUUCACACCCAAAGGAUUGCGCAAGCGUUUCUUGGUGAAGUGGGAAAUGCUUGACAAGGAGUUUGAGAACAGUGCAGAGGAGGCCGAGGAAGGGGAGGGGGAUGGUGUUGUGGCACCCUCGCAGCGCAUCCAUGCCACCUCCUGCCCUGAGCUCAGCCGCUGCGUCAGCGUCGGUAUUUGGCGAACACAAAACUGGGGCAAGGAUGCGGGGCCGCACAUGGUUCAAAGCUUCACCGAAGUUAAGGUGCGUGAACUUGCUAAGACAGGAAAGGAGAACCUUCAGCUGCAGAACACGCGGAUGCUCUCGCGGGUGUAUCCGAAGGGAACGCGGGUCGACUCUUCUAAUUACGAUCCCAUGACACCUUGGUUGCUCGGGUGCCACAUGGUUGCCCUCAAUUUCCAGACGUGGGACGAGCCCCAUCGCAUGAACGACGGUAUGUUUCUGCAGAAUGGGCGGGGCGGCUACGUUCUCAAACCGGCCUUCUUGGUUUACCCCGAACGGGGUUUGUCUUCCAAGCAUUACACGUUGCGUGUGACAGUUGUGUGUGGGGCGCAACUUCCACGGCCUGGGCUAAAGAAGAAAGGUGAUGCUGUGGAUCCAUAUGUCAAACUAAAGAUUGUGGGCGAAACUACAAAGAGCUCGGUGCAAACAAAAACAGUGUNCCAUAUGUCAAACUAA